This is a messenger RNA of Botrytis deweyae, 2943 nucleotides long. RefSeq lists its product as uncharacterized. NCBI's taxonomy places the organism in Eukaryota, Fungi, Ascomycota, Leotiomycetes, Helotiales, Sclerotiniaceae. Gene Ontology annotation, biological process: regulation of DNA-templated transcription. Bases 1 to 2943 code for a protein of 980 amino acids. The transcript has 6 exons. Gene Ontology annotation, molecular function: DNA-binding transcription factor activity, RNA polymerase II-specific; zinc ion binding. The record is from RefSeq and is a predicted model, not a curated record.
AUGCCUGAAAAUGGCAAGAGGGAGUUUGAGGGAGAUGAAGUGUCCCUUUCUGAUGGUGGAAAUGCGUAUGCGCAUGUAAAUAAUGAAGAUGGUGACUCUCAUGAGAGCAAGAAGCCCUGUAAGGCAUAUCAGCACGGUCACGCAAAGGUCAAAACUGGCUGCAACACUUGCAAACGAGUCAAGUGCGAUGAAACAAAGCCAGCUUGCAUAAAAUGUCAAAGAAUCGGGCGGGUCUGCAAUGGAUAUCCAGCUUUGGACGAGCGAUGGAAGCCUGAAAACCAUAUGAUAGCCGUCUCAGCAUUCGGCAUGUCUGCAAACAACGAGCGUUGCGAUACCGGUACAUAUCCCUUAGCAAAUGAAAGAGACUAUAGAUUGGAAGAUACAACCCCUAAGUUGCCAUCUAUCAAAGAACAACUACUUGAGGAUGAUUCGGGGAGAGACUCACAAAUGCUAAGUCUUUCAUCAAACUCGUUGUCUGGAACGUUUGGGCAACCCCAACCUGAGUCUCUUGUCCAAAUAUAUGACCUCACAGGGCCUACAAGUAAUAAAACACCUCCCCAUACAUUUCCACGCCAGGGUUCCACUCCCGAAGUAUUUCAGUCUCAAGCGUGUAGUCAUCCUGGAUGUAGCAAAAGAUUCAAUGAUCCUUUUCAACUCACGAGACAUGAAAAGUUACAUCUGCGCGUUGGAAUUUCUGGAGAGAAAGAUUCUACACAAUAUAUAGUCGAGCCUGCGACCGAUGAAUCUUCAAGGCCCAGAAACUUAGAAUACACGAUCUUAAACAAAGCGACUGCUGAUCCGCUUGCAUCGGUAGACCACGGUUCCAUGUCGGCCCAUUCUUCUGAUAACAAUGGAUAUCAAAUAGAGAUUAAUGGCUCAGCCAGUGCCGACUCAAUUACAGCCGGGCACCCGAAAUGUUUAUAUUGUGAUUAUGAGCCAAGCGGAGGUGAUGAGUGGAAGAUGGGUAACUUGAUACGCCAUAUCAAAGGAAAACAUCUCAUCAAAACAACUGACAGACUGCAUUGUCGUAUGAAUGAAUGCAAAGCCACAUUUACCAGAUAUGGCAAUCUGAAAGCUCACCAAGAACAUAUCCAUGGUGGUAUCAUCCAGUCCACGGGAAAACGCCGGCGGAGAAAUAUGACAGAAGACGGGAUCGGAAGCACAGAAAAGAACAAGAUCGUUGCGAAAGAAGCAGUGAAUAUCGCCGCAGUCGAUGUAAUAGAUUCUGAAAACGAAGAAAUGCAAGCCAUUCAGGCUCGAUCGCUGGAAUCUUUCGAAAGUGACAAACGGUAUCAAAAGAGUCAUCGUGGUGAGGAAACUUUCCCCCACAAAGAUCAUUCAUUGCAUCAGUUGGGGCACUAUUAUAACCAGGAGGCUGAGAUUUUCGCUGCCUCUACUCGGUCUCACGAUGAUCAGAUCAUUACGGAGCAUUUGGGGAGACCAGGCUCUUCUGUCUUCGCAACUGACUUAGAAGUGCCAUCUAACUUCAAAAACAGCUACAACGAUAUGGAUUCAUCGGGAGUGGAUAUCAAUCAACACGAUUUGUUUCAUUGGGAUGCAAAGUCACUCGCUUCUGUGCAGACGUACCGAGAUAGCGGAUUAGGCUCAAGUCUACCCUCCCAGGGAUCUGCCUCAAUCACUCAAGACCUUCCCCAGGCAGCGAAAGAAGAGAUUCUAACAAUUAUCUACACCGAUUCUGAGCUCCAGUUGAGUCUUUGUAACAUUGCUUCCAAGAUUUCCAAACCACGAUUCAUUCGGAAUAUCCGACGAUUACUUCAGUUUUUUAUUCUUGAACUCCGAAAAACUGUUACUGAUACUCGGGAAAAUGAUGCCGUCAAUAUCCUUGAACGACAUGCACCAUGGUUUGCAACUAGGCUUUUUGACUUUUCAAAUCCUAAUCGAGACUCGGACUCACGCGCCAUGGCUUCAUAUCUAGACCAGCAAAUCGAUACAAAAUUGUUUGUUGAGCAAUACUUGGCAUCGAGUCUGGGCACUAAGAUUUCUGACGCUCAGGUAAGAGACGAACCGGAGAAAAUAGAUGCUGCUGCAAUGGAAGUUGAAGAUUUGAUCGAUAUUGAUUACUCAAACUUUCCAAAUCUAGAACACAUCAAAAGGUUCAUCAGCGGAGGCUCGGCUUUUAAACUUCUGCGCCUGAACCUCUUGGUGUGUUCUAGAAUUGAGUUGCCCGACACUUCUUUGGGAACUCCAAGCGUUCACAUUGAGCCAAAAAGCCCCUCACACCUCGAAACCAACCACUUCAGUAAUUUUCAACGGUUUAGAUCAAUCUUGGCAAAGCAAGCGAGAAUCGUGUUAAUUGUUCAGAGGUUUCUCAAACUCAUGAGAGCUCAUUCUAUUGUGCAUUCAUAUUCUGCCGUAGAUCAAGCCAAGCCCGAUAUCUUCGAAAAUGUAUCAAAUUCUUCUGAUAACCAUUCGUCGAAUGAAACAUUAGAAGCAUCUCCAAAUACAUCGAUCACUACUUCUGGUGAUAUUGAGUCUGACACAAACGACACGGACUACGAUUCUGACGACCUUCCGGAUGAUCCAGAACUAUCUGCUUCAGCAGAAGAACGAAUAACAAAUCCAAAGGCCUACUUUGACAAGUUGAAAUAUUUGGAACAGCAAGUUUUCAACAAUACAGGACUUUUUAUCCACAAAACUGGCGAUUCUACUGGACCAGCCCAGGAUGAAGCUUUACUUUGCCUUCCAGAACCAAAUUACCAUAAAUACCAGACUGGUUAUUGUUUGAAUAUCAUUAAAUACUCCGACUCCGAACUUCUUUUGGACCUGCUUGUAUGUCAUAACAGGGCCCACACGGCUGGCAAUAAUCUUACCGCACUUCAAGAGAAUGAUUAUUGUGCAAAGAAUAUCUCCUUGUUAGUACAAGAUCAGCAGAGGGCUGGGGUUUUGAGAGUCAUUCAGAUUGAGAUAUACAGACUAUAUUAG